AUGUUCAGCUGGCUGGGUACCGACGACCGCCGCAGGAAGGACCCCGAGGUCUUCCAGACGGUGAGCGAGGGGCUCAAGAAACUCUACAAGACCAAGCUGCUGCCCCUGGAAGAGCAUUACCGCUUCCACGAGUUCCACUCACCCGCCCUGGAGGAUGCCGAUUUUGACAACAAGCCCAUGGUCCUGCUGGUGGGCCAGUACUCCACCGGGAAGACCACCUUCAUCAGGUACCUGCUGGAACAGGAUUUCCCAGGCAUGAGGAUUGGGCCUGAGCCAACAACCGACUCCUUCAUAGCGGUGAUGCAGGGGGACGUGGAGGGGAUCAUCCCCGGGAAUGCCCUGGUUGUGGAUCCAAAGAAACCCUUCAGGAAACUCAAUGCCUUUGGGAACGCCUUCUUGAACAGGUUCGUUUGUGCCCAGCUGCCCAACGCCGUGCUGGAGAGCAUCAGCGUCAUUGACACUCCAGGGAUCCUGUCUGGGGAGAAGCAGAGGAUCAGCCGAGGGUAUGACUUUGCAGCAGUCCUGGAGUGGUUUGCAGAGCGGGUGGACCGCAUCAUACUGCUCUUCGAUGCCCACAAGCUGGACAUCUCCGAUGAGUUCUCGGAAGUCAUCAAGGCCCUCAAGAACCAUGAGGACAAGAUGCGGGUGGUGCUGAACAAGGCCGACCAGAUCGAGACACAGCAGCUGAUGCGGGUGUAUGGAGCCCUCAUGUGGUCGCUGGGCAAGAUUGUGAACACCCCAGAGGUGAUUCGGGUCUACAUUGGCUCCUUCUGGUCCCACCCCCUCCUCAUCCCUGACAACCGGAAGCUCUUUGAAGCAGAGGAGCAGGACCUGUUCAGGGACAUCCAGAGCCUACCCCGAAACGCCGCCCUCCGAAAACUCAAUGACCUCAUCAAGAGAGCCAGGCUGGCCAAGGUCCACGCGUACAUUAUCAGCUCUCUGAAGAAGGAGAUGCCCUCAGUGUUUGGGAAGGACAACAAGAAGAAGGAGCUGGUGAACAACCUGGCUGAGAUUUAUGGCCGGAUCGAGCGGGAGCACCAGAUCUCGCCUGGGGAUUUUCCCAACCUGAAGAGGAUGCAGGACCAGCUGCAGGCCCAGGACUUUAGCAAAUUCCAGCCACUGAAGAGCAAGCUGCUGGAGGUGGUGGAUGACAUGUUGGCACACGACAUCGCCCAGCUCAUGGUGCUGGUGCGCCAGGAGGAGAUCCAGCAGCCCAUACAGAUGGUGAAGGGCGGAGCUUUCGAGGGCACCCUGCACGGCCCCUUCGGUCAUGGCUAUGGGGAGGGGGCUGGUGAGGGCAUCGAUGACGCCGAGUGGGUGGUGGCCCGGGACAAGCCCAUGUACGAUGAGAUCUUCUACACCCUGUCCCCCGUGGAUGGCAAGAUCACAGGUGCUAAUGCCAAGAAGGAGAUGGUGCGCUCCAAGCUGCCCAACAGUGUUCUGGGCAAGAUCUGGAAGCUGGCGGACAUCGACAAGGAUGGCAUGUUGGAUGACGAGGAGUUUGCACUAGCCAACCACCUCAUCAAGGUCAAGCUGGAGGGACAUGAGCUGCCCAGUGAGCUGCCUGCCCACCUCCUGCCCCCAUCCAAGAGGAAAGUUGCAGAGUAACAGAGGCAGGGCCAGCUUCAGAGAGGCAGCGUUAGAGGAGGGUAUGGGAGCAGUGACCACACAUGCACACGCACGUACACACACGCACACAUGCACACACGUCUUGAUAACUGCACUGUAGAUGAGAAGGAAUAGCUGUGCUGACUGCUCCAGGCUGAUCCUCAUUUGGUUGCCUCGCCAAGUUCCUGGCAUUGGUCGAGGACAGCCACACCCCUAGGAGAUGUCGCCACACCUCUGGCCCUCCCAUCCCCCACUUCUCAGAGACCCAGGACAAUUCAAUGGCCCACUUGCGGCUCAUGCACCGCCUCUGCCCCAGCACCUCCACGCUCGGGCUCCAAGCAGAUGGGAAAGGCUUUUCAUUGACUAGGUAAUUCACUUUAUUUUCAAUUCACUCUAGUUUUCUGUGCUUUUAUUUCUCCCUCUUUGCCUUCCUAAUAAGAAUCUACUCAGGGGUUAGGAGAUGUGAGAAACAAAGGGCAGCGAGGCCUGAGAGCGGAGUUAGAAAGCAUCUUCUGAGCACUGCGUCCCAGAUGUUGGCUUGCGCCAUGUGUUCUGUUCUUUCCAGUCCUGAGGCUCUGUCUUCCUGACUUUGAACUCUGUCUGCACCUCAUUUCAAAGAAUCGCAGAUGGGGAGAGAAGAGAAAAACUUGGAAGGGGGAUGGCGGGCAUCUUUGGUCUCCUGCUGGAAACCUGUCCAAGCGAUUCUAGCCCACGGAGUUGGUCAUUUUGGUGUUCUUCUCACCUGGCCUGUGAUGUCUGGAUGCUCAUACCUGACUGGUGUUUAUUCAGCCCCUCCUGUGUCCAGGAGCUGUGUUAACAGCUCAUAUGCAUCUCUCUCUGUGGGCCUCAGGUAAGGAUCUCUUAGCCCCUACUUUAUAGGAGAGGACCCUGAGACACAGAAGAGUUGAUGACUUUUCUAAACUCACAGAAGUCACAUGUAAUGGUGAGAGAAUGCAAAGCCAGGACCUCAGACCUACAGUCUUGUCUCUGUACUGUGAUGUGUGCAGGAUCCCAGCAUUGCUACCCACUGACAAGUCACAGAGAACAAGGAGCAUGCAGGCCCCCUCACAGGCCCCCAGCACCAGCUGGCAAGGGAGAAGGACCAGCCAGCAUUUGGUGGGCCAUCUGUCACCUAAUAGAAGCAAACCGUGCCUUCUGGCUGUGCACCCCACGUUCCCACCAUCACAGUCGUCCAACCACCCAGCAGGAGAGUGGGCUGGGCUGCUGGAAACUCUCCGUGCCAGGCCCUGCGUGGCCUCCCACCCAUCAGCCUGACUCAUUCCAGCUCAAAUGCAGCCAAGAGUUCUUACGAGGCAGGACCCGAUGCUGAUUCUCAGAAGGCCAACUUGGGAGGCCCAGAGUCUGGUUCCCUGUAGGGUCCCGGUCCCGAGACUCUGCUACGUCCUCAGCAAAUCCCCACCGUACUCAGUGUGCUACACCCUCCUUCAUGGUCUCUUCCCAGCUUGCUCUGUGGCCACUGACAGUCACUUUAUCUGUUACGCUCUUACUGAGACGGAAAAUGAAACAAGUAUAACUUAUUUUAUAUCUGUGUUCAGACUAUAUAGAGAAUAUUCUACAUAUCUAUGACGUGCUUACUACUGCAGUGCAUUCCUCAUUAGUAUUCAUGUUAAUAUAGCACAUUUAUCCUUUGGUA
Molecule: messenger RNA, 3262 nt
Organism: Heterocephalus glaber (naked mole-rat)
Lineage: Eukaryota; Metazoa; Chordata; Mammalia; Rodentia; Bathyergidae
Gene: Ehd3
Product: EH domain containing 3
Biological process (GO): endocytosis; endosomal transport
Cellular component (GO): cytoplasm; plasma membrane
Molecular function (GO): calcium ion binding; GTP binding; protein binding
Source: RefSeq, a predicted model, not a curated record